Pieris napi is the source of this 1424-nucleotide messenger RNA. Its product is annotated as beta-1,3-galactosyltransferase 5-like. Bases 162 to 1217 code for a protein of 351 amino acids. Gene Ontology annotation, cellular component: membrane. Gene Ontology annotation, molecular function: hexosyltransferase activity. Lineage: Eukaryota; Metazoa; Arthropoda; Insecta; Lepidoptera; Pieridae. The record is from RefSeq and is a predicted model, not a curated record. The transcript has 3 exons.
UUCAGCCAGUUUCAACUUUCAACUUUCAAAAUUCAAAUUUAAUGCACAGCACAACAUAUAAUAAAUAAAUUAUGAAAAGCAAAAAGGACCAAAAAAUGUUUUUUGAGUAUUAAAAGUAACUACUAGGACUUGUGCCCACGUUGCAUUUAAAAUAAACUAAAAUGCAGAAGAAAGCCCUAUACGUAAUUAUUUUCUUGUUAGUGUCUCUUGCUUUCUGGAUAUAUCGUACUUCAAAUAUAGAAUACGAAAAUACUAUUAUAAUAUUACAACAGAAUCAACAAUACAUAAACACAAUUAUAAUAUCUCCUUCAAACUCAACAUGUAGAAAUCCUCUACACAUAUUAAUCAUAGUUACUUCCUAUGUGGGCCAUAUUGAAUUACGCAGUGCACAUCGCCAAGCAAUGCCUUCAGAUUAUUUGGCAUCCAAAAAUGCUUCCAGAAUAUUUUUGCUAGCUAAAAUACCUUCUGUUGAGAGGUACAUAACACAAGCGGCCAUUGAAGAUGAGAGUAAAGCAUUUGGAGACAUACUGCAAGGCUCCUUUUAUGAAAAUUAUAGAAAUUUGACCUACAAGCACCUUAUGGGACUACAAUGGGCAUCAUCAAAAUGUAGCAAUACUGCAUUCAUUUUAAAAGUUGACGAUGACACAGUUUUUAACUUUGAUAAAACUGUUGAUUAUUUACUAAGCAUUCCUACCCAAGAUCAAUUUAUUAUGGGAUACAUUUUGAACAACACAUUACCGAGAAGGAAUAGUAAUAACAAAUGGUUUGUUACAAGAGAAGAAUACCCAAGACAAAAAUACCCAGCUUAUCUCUCUGGCUGGUUUUACAUAGUGAAUCCUAAAACUGCAGAAAUAAUUUGCAGUGAGGCCCCGUACCAUCCAUAUUUUUGGAUAGAUGACAUAUUAGUGACAGGGAUUUUGACUGAGUAUCUUAAUAUCAAACUACAACAAUUGCCAAGUGGUUUUUGGUUGGAAUAUUAUGAAUUGGUAGAGUGCUGUAUUAGAGACAUGGUAGAAAAAAAUAUACAAUGCCAAUAUGUUGUAGGACCAAAUGGUGGAAGACAUAACUUAUUAGUUGAAUUUACUAAUGCCUAUAGGAAUUGUAAAACUUCUUGUUCUAGGUCUGACCAACAAAAUAUAAAAGAUACAUGUAUUAUGAAAAGGGAUAGGACCAUAUUUAGUGAUGGAAUGGCAGAAGUAAAUAAGAUAGGGUUAUAAUUUAUAGGAAUGUAAAAAAUGAGUUAAAUCCUAACAUAAUUGUACAUGUUUAAUUCUGUGAUAAUAUUCAUUUAUACCAGUAAGAUUAAAGUUAAGAAAAUAAGUCAAAACAAAUAGUUGUGUCAUAUGUCAACAUUUAUUUUUAGCUACAUGGCAAAAUGUAACAUGUAACAGUUAAAUAAUUAAGUAUUAAAUAUAUAAGAAUUU